AGUCGAUUUUUUCAAAACUAGCCGUUACCUGUCGGCGCUCUCUCUCUCUUACUCUCAGCUGCGGAAAUCUAGAAAAGAGGAAUUCUCUCUCUCAGGCGCUUGAUUUUUCGUCCCGAAUCCAAUCUUGAAUCCAUACCUCACGAAAACCUGAAAAAUAAAAUAGACAAUGUUUACUGAAGGCUUGGACGAAAGCGCCAUCAGCUGGAUCAAACAGGGAUCAGAUGCAAAUCAUCAGCCUCGAUCUCCUUUAGCCGAGAGAUUGCCUCUAGAUUCCACUUUGGAGCCGCCUUCGUUGUACGACAGCAAGAACUAUCUAUCUCCACGAGUUUUGCCUCCACUGAAAUUCUACUCUAGCUUGCUUAGACCCAACAAUGGUGUGAAUGUUGGUUUUGAGGAUGAUGAUGAGAGUGUGGCAUCGGCUCCAGAUGAUGUCGAUGCCAAUUACUCAGAUGCUUUUGAGGAGGAAGCUUUUGGGUCUAGCGAUUCUGAUUUGUUCGAGAAGCCGAACAUGCGUAACUACGAUGAAGAACUGUUUGGAGUUAAAUCUAGUGCAAACUACAGACAUAAGUCUUCUCUGAUUAGAGAUGUUUCAAAAGAGAACCUUAGGAUUGAAGUGCCAACGAAUGUUAGAAGAUUUACAGAAGGCAAUUCAGGUAUCAGGGGACAUGCAGAAAAGCAUUCGGUCUCAAGCGUCAAGCACCAAACUCAAGAGAACAUCAACCUCCAUGAUGCACGUGUCAGAGCUGAGCAUAACCGUAUGGAUGAAGUUAGGUCACAAAAAAUGGCGGACUUGGGAACUCCUAGUGCACCUCCCAUCGUUCAAAUAGGAAGAGAGGAAAGUAGUUUUGAGGUAGAUGAUAAACAAUGGACAGCUGUGGACAGUGUAGAACAGGUGUGCUCUAACUUGGGAAUGGAGCAAAUAAGAAAUGAGAAGCAUUCACUACAAGAAACUAAAGAGUGCUAUGGCAGUAAGGAAACAUUAUCAGAGAGGGGAACCCAGUCGCAGAGAAGUGAUGAGCCGUGUGCAAGAUCUGUCUCUGGCGAAGCAGAAGUGCAGUUUCCUUACUGGCAAACCAACUCAGCAGAUCAACCAGCAUAUUAUAAUACCAGUGGUCAGAGUGCUUGGCAAACUCUUAUAGCAUAUGAUGCAUGCUUUCGUCUCUGUUUAAAUGCAUGGGCAAGAGACUGCAUGGAGGCACCAGAAUUUCUCCGAGAUGAAUGCCUGGUUCUGCGCAAUGCCUUUGGGUUACAUAAGUACUUAUUGCACCCACGAAAUCAAAUUCCAAGGGAAGCAAGACCAGCUGAUAAUGCGGAUGAGACUUGCACUGUGAAGGCAAAGAAAGUAGUUGGCAAGAUUAAAGUGGAAGUGAAAAAAGUCCGGAUCAUUCCACGACGGAAGCUUCAGAGCACAUAUUCACAGCGAAGUGCAGCAUAUAUGCAAGUCGGUGUAGAAUACGUUCGGCAUGUUUCAACAUUGCUGAAAACAGGCAUCAAUUCAUUAAAAAUCAGCUCACUUGCAGUGACUUCAGAAGAGGCAUUAUCAUGCUUGUGCCAAUUGAAAAGUUCUAGUGAAGAGACAAAGGUGGAGACAGGUUCUGCUAUCUGCUUGCGACCAGGAACUAGCGAUUCUCACGUCUUUUUUCCAGAGAGCCAAGGUGAUGCUCUCUUGGUGGAAGUCCAAGAUACAAAUAGGAUUGCUCAAGGUCGAGCUAUCAUUCAAGUUUCAUCUUUGACAGAUAAUCCAAAUGAUAGAGUUCGAUGGUGGCCAAUCUACCAUGAUGAUCAUGAAUGUGUUGGGAAAGUUCAACUCUCCAUCAUUAGCAGCAGUACCUGUGGUGAAAUAAGCUCUAUUAAGAGUGGACCUGUGGUGGAAACUCUAGCAUAUGAUUUGCUAUUGGAGGCUGCUAUGCGUUCUCAACAUUUCCAUCCACGGAACUUGCGGUUGCAUGGACCAUGGAAGUGGUUGUUGAUGGAAUUUGCAGACUACUAUGGAGUGUCUGAUGCGUACACUAAGCUGAGGUAUCUUUCAUCUGUAAUGAAUGUGGCUACGCCCACAAAGGACUGUUUGGAGCUUGUUUAUGAGCUGCUCAUACCUGUGGUGAAGGCUCGGGAUGAAAAGAAUCUCACGAGGCAAGAGAGAAGCAUAUUAUUAGACUGUGAAACUCAAGUCGAGAAUCUGUUGGCAAAUGCGUUUGAGAACUGCAAAUCCUUGGAUGAGCUUUCUGCUACGGGCCUGAUAGACUUGUUUGGUCCACCUCCUGAGUCUGCUGCACCAGCUUUAGUUCCAGCCGUGCAAGUAUACACCCUUCUCCAUGAUAUUCUUUCUCAAGAAGCACAAACAAUAUUGAGAAAUUAUUUGCAGACAGCAGCAAUGAAGAGGUGUAGGAGGCAUAUGAUAGAGACGGAUGAGUUCAUGUCAAGCAACAGUGAGUGUUUUCUAACGGACCCAAUGACCAUAUCCACGGCAUAUCUCAAGAUGAAGACCUUGUGCAUAAACAUAGGCAAUGAAAUCCAGGCAGAUAUCAAGAUUCAUAAUCAGCAUAUACUUCCCAGUUCAAUAGAUCUACCAAACAUAGCCGCUGCUGUUUACAGCACUGAAUUGUGCAACAGACUCAGAGGCUUUCUUGCAGCUUGCCCUCCAUCUAGCCCUGCGCCUCAUGUAACGGAUCUGUUGAUUGCAGCUGCUGACUUCGAGAGGGAUCUUCAGUCAUGGCAUAUUAGAUCGGUGCAUGGAGGAGUAGAUUCAAGGAAUCUGUUCCAUCAUUACAUAAUGGUUUGGGUUGAAGAUAAGCGACUUUACUUGCUAGAUCUUUGCAAGGCAGAGAAGGCACCGUGGUCGGGAAUAACAACACAUCAUUCCACCUCACCGUUUGUGGAAGACAUGUACGAUAAAAUCAAGGAUACCCUCAGUGAAUAUGAAGUAGUAAUCAAUCGAUGGCCUCAAUAUUCUCUGGUUUUGGAAAAUGCUAUUGCUGAUGUAGAGCGGGCGGUCAUAAAAGCAAUGGAGAAACAAUAUAGUGAGAUUUUGACGCCUUUGAAAGAUAGCAUCCCAAAAAAGCUCGGAAUGCAAGUGCAGAAACUUACAAGAAGGCAGUCUGCAUCACUUUAUCAUGUUCCCAAUCAAUUGGGGACAUUCCUGAACACCGUCAAAAGAAUACUCGAUAUUUUGCAUUGUAGAGUAGAGGAUAUUUUGAAAUCAUGGGCAUCAUGUUUGCCUGUUGUUGGAGAUAGAAAGUCAGUUUUCGGAGAGCAGCUGAAUGGAGUUACAGUAAUGCUGCGAACGAAGUACAAGAACUACAUGCAAGCCACUGUGGAGAAGCUUGUUAACAAUACACAAGCUAAUCGAAGUACAAGACUGAAAAGAAUUCUUGAGGAAACAGAAGAGGUAGAUGGUGAAGCUGAGAUCCGUGAGAGGAUGCAAAUGCUAAGUUCGCAGCUCAUGGAGUCCAUAUGCAACUUGCACGACGUGUUUUCCGGCCACAUUUUUGUGGCUGCUUGUCGUGGAUUCUGGGACAGAAUGGGGCAGAUUGUGCUGAGCUUUCUCGAGAGUAGGAAAGAAAACAGAAUCUGGUACAAGGGCUCAUAUUAUGCACUGGGAGUUUUGGACGAUACUUUCGCUUCCCAGAUGCAAAGAUUCCAAGGAAAUGCUCUGCAAGAGAAAGAUCUCGACCCUCCUCGUUCGGUUAUUGAAGCUAGAUCUAUUCUGUGUAGAGACGCACCAAAUUCGACAGAACCGUCAACUUACUUCUACUACUAGUGGCUGUUGAAUUCAACGGAACUGUAUAUUGUUGUCUCCAUGAGCCUUUUGAUCAACCACACCAUGCAUUGUUCUUGUGUGGAUCCGAAUUCUUGAAUACAAGUACAAUAGCAAUAUUCUUUUUGUAUAUUUGUUUUACAUAUUUGCGAUUAUUAAUGGUAUUGUAUCCAUAACUGUUCUGUACCAAUAAAAGAAGUAAGCUUUCAGUGGAUUGUUCU
Messenger RNA from Magnolia sinica, 3975 nucleotides. RefSeq lists its product as uncharacterized. Lineage: Eukaryota; Viridiplantae; Streptophyta; Magnoliopsida; Magnoliales; Magnoliaceae. The record is from RefSeq and is a predicted model, not a curated record. Bases 167 to 3757 code for a protein of 1196 amino acids. The transcript is spliced from 22 exons.